CCAUAUUGGUGUCUGUGUCGCGGGCCAAAGCGGACGCGUUUUUGUUCGUUCCUCGUUCGCUCGCGCGUUGUUAUCUCUUCUGUCGGUCGCGUUGCCGUCAUCAUCGAUGGUGGUGUUUUUCGUUUCGCUGUACUUUUCCGAUUCUUUUUGAUACAUUUCCCGUGUGCCGUGCUGCGUUUGAUCCGGACAGUUUGUGCCAACCAAACUUGUAGUAAAUCCCAGUGCGAGAACCUGCUGAAUAUUAUUUUGCGACCAACACGAACACCAAGUCUCGUUUCCAUUCUUUACGGUGGCCGUUCGGUUUUGUCGGAAAUCCGUAACCUGGUUGUGCAACAUUAUUGUGUGUUGUGUUGUACUUGCUUUUUUUUCUGUCUGGUGCAUUCAGAAUUGGAUUUCGGCUGGGACCGAUUUCGGAAAGUGUUGGCGUAAGUGGAGAGCCCUGUGGCCGCACCGUAGUGUUUUGAUUCCGUUCCAAAGGGAGCUGUCGUGGUGGGAAAGGGUAAAAUUGCAAUUGAAAGAAGAAAACACGACAUGUCAAUGUAGCAGCUUUUAUCAACAGUUAUGAGACCACAUUGAGUGACCAAAAAAAAGGAAAAUAAAAAUAAGCCACUGGCCAUAAACCAGACGACCAGCAUCAGGUGUCGAUAUUGUUUUGUCGAGUGUAAGCGUUCUCAGAAGUAAGCUAUUACAACUUGAAAACCAUCAUCUGCUGCAUCGAGACCAGCUCGUCGGAAUAAGAUAAUCGAAAAGCUCUUCAAAUGGAGGCCGAUAAAUUUUGCUGAACACACCUAACCGAGAUUAAGAAAGCCCCAUUGCUAAAAUCUGGUCUAACGUCAGCUAAUCUCAGGGUCAAGGAAUGACCCUCGCCGCGAUGGCCGGACUAGCGACGUCGGAGAUCUGCGAGAACACCAAACUGGCCCGGGAGAUGGCCGUCAUGGGCAAUUACGAUUCCGCUGGGAUCUACUACGAGGGUGUGUUGCAGAUGUUGCGAAAACUUCUGGUCGGCAUCUCGGAACCGAUCCGCAAGGGCAAAUGGACACUGAUUCAACAGGAGAUCAACAAGGAAUACAAUCAGAUGAAGUUGAUUCAGAAAACGUUAGCAGAGAUUACCAUGGACCUUCAGAAUGCACCACUACAGGCCAGAAUUCGUACUCCGCUGCACGAAACUGCUAGCAAAGAUCCAGCCGCUUGGUUCCGAGCUGAUCCGGACGUUUGGACUCCCCCGCAUCCGAAUCGGGACCCAGAUGUAUGGGGACCUCCACCAGAUCAUAAUGUUCCUCCGGGUAGAACGCUAGCUUCCCGUAAUCAGACCCGUUCUGGAACAGCACUGAAUCGAAAGGCGGAAGUCAAUCGCAAGAAUGCUGUGACGAAAUCGGCCACAUCGUCGGCCAUUUCCGGUCGCAAAACAAUUUCAAACACAGGCGGUCGCGCAGUUAAUGGCAAAUCCGGAGGUGGAACCCUCCCGAGAAAUAAGGCCAAAGCUGGAUCAGCGGCUACAGCAGCCGAUGCUGGAAGUGACGGCAGCAAAGGCGAAAAAAGUGAUAAAGAGAAGAAUGACGAUGAUAAGGAAGAUCAGGAAGAGCAGGAACCGGAGCGUAAGUUCGAACCUGCCAGCCAUUCCGAUGUGGAUCUAGUCGAUAUGCUCGAACGUGAUAUUCUACAGAAGAAUCCCAACAUCCACUGGGACGACAUUGCCGAUCUGCACGAAGCCAAACGACUGCUGGAGGAGGCAGUGGUUCUACCGAUGUGGAUGCCUGACUACUUCAAAGGCAUCCGACGACCUUGGAAGGGUGUGCUCAUGGUUGGCCCUCCUGGAACCGGAAAAACCAUGCUGGCAAAGGCCGUUGCCACCGAAUGUGGAACCACUUUCUUCAACGUAUCAUCAUCAACACUGACUUCCAAAUACAGAGGAGAAUCGGAGAAGCUGGUCCGACUACUGUUCGAAAUGGCCCGCUUCUAUGCACCUAGUACCAUUUUUAUCGACGAGAUUGACUCUCUCUGCUCGCGCCGUGGUUCGGAAUCGGAACACGAAGCCUCCCGACGUGUAAAAUCCGAACUGCUAGUACAAAUGGAUGGCGUCUCCAAUGACGAAGCCACCAAAAUCGUGAUGGUCCUAGCGGCCACCAACUUCCCCUGGGACAUCGACGAAGCCCUGCGACGACGGUUAGAAAAACGAAUCUACAUCCCGCUACCCAACAGAGAAGGUCGCGAGGCACUGCUCAAAAUCAACCUCCGUGAAGUAAAAGUCGACGAAUCCGUUGAACUCCAACAUAUCGCUAGCCGCCUCGAUGGCUAUUCGGGUGCGGACAUCACCAACGUGUGCCGCGACGCCAGCAUGAUGUCGAUGCGAAGAAAAAUUGCUGGCCUUAAACCCGAACAAAUCCGACAACUUGCCAAGGAGGAGCUGGAUCUUCCCGUAUCCAAUCAAGACUUUACCGAGGCAAUUGCCAAGUGCAACAAGAGUGUCUCCAAGGACGAUCUCAUCAAGUACCAACAGUGGAUGAAGGAGUUCGGUUCGUCGUGAUGCUGCUUCUGCAAACAACAGCCGACCGGAAUCGUAUCGUGUGCAAUAGUCAUCUCAUCUCUCUGCUGAUUUUUUUCCCUCCGUCGCCAGCCAUCAUCGAGUCUCAAACUCGAAUGCUUUCGUUUUAUUCUAUUCGUCGUUUUAGUUUAUUUUUUAUUCCUCCGUUUUUGGAACAGUACUUUUGCCCAAAAUUUGUAUUUAGAGCUACGCGUCGUCGUCUUUAUUUUGAAACUGUAUCCAACAGAGGUCGUUGACUCAAACUACCUUGAAUUGCAUGUUUUAUUCGUUUCUAUAUUUUUUUAAUCUAACUUCUUCUUUUACUACUGGCAAAUGCCGUCAUCAUCAAGUAGAAAAAGUUACAAUAAAUCAUACACAUUAUAAUUUAACAAGCAACAGAAGAUUCAUAGUGAGAAAGUGAGAAAAGAUCAACUUCAAAUCAAUUUAUGAAUGAUACGCUUUUUGUCGCUCUACACACCUUAAAUCCGAAGCAUGACUGAACCACACACAACAACAAAAAGUACCCCGUACAAAGGGUGUACUUUUCAAAUCAAAUAAAUAAAAAAUGAUCCUUUGAGAUAUUUACCUACUAAUUAAGAAUGAUAUCCAACUGGAAACGGUUCGAAGAAAACAUCUAUCGCGAAAAUCAAAUGUGUGCGAACGCUGAUGUUUAUUCGAAACACUAACUAAACCAUUAAUCGGUUAGAAAUAUAAAGCUUAUAAGAUUAAGGAUUAAUUUUAUUAAUAAAUUUUUUAAAAUAG
Messenger RNA from Uranotaenia lowii, 3283 nucleotides. Its product is annotated as katanin p60 ATPase-containing subunit A-like 1. Bases 857 to 2524 code for a protein of 555 amino acids. Gene Ontology annotation, cellular component: microtubule cytoskeleton. The transcript has 4 exons. NCBI's taxonomy places the organism in Eukaryota, Metazoa, Arthropoda, Insecta, Diptera, Culicidae. Gene Ontology annotation, molecular function: ATP binding; ATP hydrolysis activity; microtubule binding. The record is from RefSeq and is a predicted model, not a curated record. Gene Ontology annotation, biological process: microtubule severing.